This is a messenger RNA of Funneliformis mosseae, 483 nucleotides long. The record is from the annotation of a GenBank genome assembly. NCBI's taxonomy places the organism in Eukaryota, Fungi, Glomeromycota, Glomeromycetes, Glomerales, Glomeraceae.
AUGGGAUAUUGGAGUAAAGAUAAAUAUAUGAUGUGGAAUCCUUGGGAUUUCCCAAAUCCGUUUCCACCCGACAGAUCUCAUGGACCGAAUCUCCAAAACAUAACCCAAAAUUUAUAUUGCUUAAAAAUGAAACUAAAGACGAUAGAAGAUGUUAAAUGUAUCCCAUCCGAGACGAAAAGGUAUCUUAGAUGGAUGCUUAAGGCGGUUUGCUCAUGCCAGCAUACUAAUGCAAUUCCUAAUCCAAUUAUACGUGAAACUUUGGACAUUGCGUUAUCAGAUAUUCUUGAAAAUAUUAUUCCUCAAUUAGAGCUCGGUAACCCCCCACCUUUUUCCUGCAUCCCGUUAAACGAUGACAGAGAAAUUUUUAUGAUCUGUCAAGAAUUGCAGAGUGAUUUAGAAGAAUAUACCGAAAUUACUGAUGAAUUUUGCGGUAUGCCGAGGUUAGCGAUGGUUUUGUUCACAUUAUAUCCGAACAGUAAAUAA